GAUAGCGCAAGUUAGAGAAGGACAUCACGAAGAUGCAAAUAGUGUUACAGCGGGAUUCGAACCCGCCACCUCCAAGCUACAGAGCGUUAGGUGGAACGGUGGGAUCGCUAGGGCAGGCAGACUCAUAAAGCUUCCAAAAUACUACCAAGUUGCCACGAAGUAUAUGGAAUUCACAGUGGGUAUUCCUCAUGAAAUGAAUUUUGAGUUUGAUGCUUUUACUUAAAAACUUUUUUCUAUGGAUUUUCAUCAGCCAAUACUUUUAACAUGAUUGACAUAUUUCUUCAGAAAGAUGUUAAGAAGUUACUCAAAAAUAAAAAUAUUGUCUUUAUGGGAGAUUCUAAUAUAAGAGCUUUAUAUAAAGAUAUACUUUGCUUGUUGGACAAAAAUAGACUCAUUGCCCAGAGUAUUCUUAAGAAAAAAGGAGAAACUUCCUGUUUUGGUGAUAGAUUGGUGUCUGGAACUCUAAAAUAUAAUGGUCGGGAAUAUAGAGAAGAAAGAAAAAGAUAUCAUGAAGAUACUACACUUUCUUUUUAUUUCCUGACUCGAGUUUACGAUAAAUACGCCAAAAAAAUUCUGAAUGAUUUGUCAAAUGAUCCACAGAAUAUGCCUGAUGUAGUGUUACUCAAUAGUUGCCUAUGGGAUGUGACAAGAUGGGGACCAAAUGGCGUUGAACUUUACAAAAAGAAUUUGGUUCGUCUGAUGAAAGACUUGAAAGAACGAAUGCCUGAUUGUUUAGUUAUUUGGGUUACAGCUCCACCCAUUGCAUGUGAUCCAAAUGGAGGUUUCCUAGUGAAAGAAAUUGAAUUUUUGAAAUAUUCUAUACGCUUUCAUGUUGUGGAAGCUAAUCAUUAUGCUAGAAAAGUAGUUGUUGAUCAUGGAUUCGAUGUUGUGGAUUCUCAUUACCAUCUUAAACUCCAAAUUCAUAGGAGGACUCCUGAUGGGAUUCAUUGGUAUCCUGAAGCUGUUCGAUACGUCACUAACUUGCUAUUAACUCACAUUAGUAUUGCGUGGAAUGUCUCUCUUCCUCAUAGGUUUAAAUCUGAAGGAUCACAAGAAAAUCCUGUUUCAAUUUCUGAUGAGGAGGAAACAUAUAAGCCAAAAAAGGUUUCAUCUGUUACAAUCAUGCCUGAUGUUUGUGAAAAAUGUACAAAUGACGAACAGAGACAGAACAACAGAAAGAGAGCAGAAAUUAUCUUUACUCCUCAAAAGUCUAAGAGAAGCAGAAGAUGUCGAAAGAGAAGAAGCAACAAGUUUCAAGAAUCUCAUCAUUCUUAUUUAAAAAGAAUAGAAAGUAGGGAACGCCAUAACCAUAUUCGACAAUGGAAAAAACUUGAUGAAAACCAGCACAGUAAUAUGAAAGCUGUGGAGGCCCAUUGUUCUCCAUACAGCAAUCCAGUAGAUUUUGGACACCAUUCGAAUUCAAACCCUGAACCUUAUAUUACUCAUGAUCUACAAAGGUUCAUUGAUAGUCCAAGACAUAUACCACUUCCUCCAAGUCCUUAUCCAAAGCCUAACAAGGCAGUUUUCAAUUCUCCUGUGCAUGGAUUUGAAGCUGGAAUGCGUAUAUCUCUCCAAACAAACAAUAUGUCUUCCGUAAGAACUGUACACAUAUCGCCAUUGAGGAGUUUUCCCAGUGAGUCACGUCAAAGCUUAUGCUGGUCUGAUCUUCGAUGUGAUAACAAACCAUUUCCUAAAAAUAAUCAGUUGCAAUUUUUGCCUAAAAUUGAUUUUGCAUCAACAGAUGAUAUCCCGUUUGGAAUACAAUUCUAAACAGCUUUGGAAAAACCUAGGAAUUUUGGGGAAUAAACUAGGGAUUUUUGAGGAAUGAACUUUUGGAAAGAUUGCGAAUUUUCGAGAAGAAAUCUUUUAUGCUCUCAAUAGGGUUAAAAAAAAAAAAAGAUUUCUAAUUACGUAAAGAUAAAUUCUCACUGCUUAUUUUUUUUAAAAAUAUACUCUGCGCAUUUAAAAAAAAGAAAUUAAAUCAACAUGUGUUUCUAUUUAGUUGAAAACAUACUAAAAUUAACCUGCAUUUAUAAACAGAGGUCAAUUUUAGGAUAAAUUAGAAAUAAAGAAAAAUUUUUUAACCAUUCAACAUGCAAUCUUAUAUCAAGUAUUUUAUGAAAUUAAGAAUCUUCUGGGUUAAAUAAAAUGAAUAAAAAAUGUAAAAGAGGAAAAUUUUUUAAAUCUUAUUCUGAAACCUUUUAAGAAAAGAUUUUCAAUUAAAGAAAUAGGCCUAACCGUUUUUAUGUCAGAAAUCUGCUUAAAUUAUCUAUUAGUAAAAAAGCAAAUAAUUUUAAUAUUCAUUAUUGCACUCGUAACGAAAUACAAGAAAAACACGAUAUAUUUAAUUAUGUUAUAUUUCGGUCCACAUGCGAUAUUACAGCGGUUGAAAUUAGCAAUAUCUAUAUACUUCUUUUGCAUUUAAGAGCAACAAAAACUCGCAGUAGAAUACUUUAAAAUAAGUAUAAAAAAUAACUUUUUAAGAAGUCCUCAAAAUUCCUUUGUUUAGGAAAUUUUCAUAAUCCCCCCCCCAAAAAAAACUGGUUUAUUCUCAGAUUUUUUUCUCCUAUUUGCAACACUAAUUCUAAGAUACUUUUUAUUAUUUUUUUCCUGUUAAAGUUUUUAUUUUGAAUUUGCAACCUAUAAAUUUAUUACCUUUUGAUUGUAUAUAUAUAUCAGAAAAUGUUUCUUGAAGAAAAAGCAGAAAAUAGAACCAUUUGAUUCAGAGUUUGAUAAAUCAUUAUGGUUGCCUUCUUAUAUUACAGGAAAAAAAAACAGAAACUUUUAUUUUAUUUUAUAAAAAGUAUUUUGCAUCAUAUCUUAUUAAAAUCAAGCAUUAAACAAAUUAAGCAAACAAUUUUAAAAAUGUGAUACCAGUAGUUCAUUAUAAUAAAUUAUUUGCUCAAACAUAAUUAGUUUAAAACUACUUUUUUUUUUUCAUUAAAAAAGGAUUGUAAACCAGUAGUUUGUUAGUGAGGAACUUGAAAGCUAACUUUAUAUUUUCGUAUAAAAAAUACAAAUAAUAUCAGUUUGUUUCAUACAAUAUUUAGGUAUUAAAACUGUUAAAAAUUACAAGAGUUUUUCAAUUUUAUUUUUAUUUCAUAAGUAUCCAAGUCUAUUUCCAAAAAAAUUUCAUACUCCCAAGAACUUGCUAUCGCCAAAUUCAAUUUAUAUUUGAGGCAUUAAAGUUUAAUAGGAAAUAGGAAUUAUAUAAGAUUGCUUAAAACACAUGCAUAUAAAUAUGAUGGUCUUGUACUUCACUAAGAAUUCAUCCAGCUUUUGCCCUCACAGCUAAUUAUUUAUUUUUUCGCUUGUGAAAUCAAAAAUAGUUUCAGGAAAAUAUUUUUUUCCCCAGAAAACAUGGCUUGGAAGAAAAAGCUAAAUUUUUGCUAGAGACUUAUAUGUUUCAAAAUCCUAUAAAUAACCAGUACAUUUUAAAUGUAUUGUUAAAUUUAUUCAUAUCAAUAAAUAAACAAAAAAUUUCCUAAAAUCAUCCUAUAUGUGUAAAUAUCUCGCUUAAAUUUGAGAACUCAAGCAUAUGUUCUGAGAACAUUUUUGACAAAUAUUCAAAAAAUUAAAUUAAGAACAGUAAUUGCACAAUAUUCAGCAUCAACACUGGUAAAUUACAGUGAAAAAAUUCUCAAGUAAAAUGAUAUCCUUGUAUUAUAUUUUACUGCUUGAAUUGUCAUAUUUUCUUUCAAAAUUAUCCAAUGAGAAAGAAUAUUAUUUACAACAUGCUUAAGUUUGUCUGAAACUCUGUUGAUGUUUUUAUUAUGUUCAUGUUUUUAUUAUAUUCAGAGUUCUUUCAUAAAAGGAUAAGAUACUUACCUACUAAUGUGUUGCUUUAUUUUGGGGUUGGUGAAGAAGUUUUAUUUGGUACUUUUCUGUUGUUCGUCACAAAGUUUGUGAACUUCAUAAAUUAUAUAAGCUUUAAUUAACAGGAAAAUAAAUCAUUUUCAUCCUAAAUUAAAAUUUAUACUCUUUCAAAAUUUUGUUCUGAAGCUUGUUUUGUUAUAAAUAAAUUAUUUUCGGUGCAUACAAUUGAUUAAAAGGACAUGCAACUAUGAAAUUAUUUUUGCUGUGAGUUUUUUUCAAAUAAAAAUCAAUUAAAACUAUUUAAAUGACAUGGAGUAUUUUAUCUUAACAAAAUUUCGACUCAGAAAAACUUUUUCACCCUCCUAACAAAGUUCUGUAUUAUUUUUUUUUAAGGUAAUGUGAUGUAAAAUUGUAUUACACUGUCUCAUUUAUGUAUCAAAUGGAAAUUUUCAAACCCUAUUCAAGACAUUAAAUUUUUCCUCUUCCAUAAA
Molecule: messenger RNA, 4307 nt
Organism: Parasteatoda tepidariorum (common house spider)
Lineage: Eukaryota; Metazoa; Arthropoda; Arachnida; Araneae; Theridiidae
Source: RefSeq, a predicted model, not a curated record